AUGGCCCGUGUCAAGUUCAACGUCAAUACCGAAUACGCCUACCUGCAAAACUUCAAGAUUUUACAGAGUACGUUCCCCUUCCUCGGCAGGUUCGGGGUAUCUCCGCCUGGUUCUCUAACUUGUCCCGCUCCAGAUGUCUUCGCCAAGCACGGAGUAAACAAGCCUGUGCCCGUUCAGUCCCUCACAAAAUGCCGCAUGCAGGACAACCUCGAAUUCCUGCAGUGGGUGAAGCGGUACUGGGAUCAGCACUACCCAGGCGGUGAGUACGACGCCGUCGCCCGGCGCAAGGCCUCUGGCGCCCCCGGCGGCGGCGCGCCCAGCGGUGGUAGCGGCCCUCGCACUGGUUCUGCGAGUGGCACACGGCGCGGCGUGACCCCUACGUCCUCCGCGACCCGCCCACGCGUGGGCGCCGCGACCGGUGGAGGCUCCUCGGCGGCAUUGCAGCAGGAAAUCGCGACACAAAGGGAGGCGAUUGCAGGCCUUGAGAAGGAGCGCGAUUUCUACUUCGCAAAACUGCGCGACAUUGAGCUGUUGUUGCAGAACGCGAUCGAGGCGGACCCGGAGCUAGAGAAGGAUGAGGAUUCCCUGCCCAAGCACGUCCUGGCGAUUCUGUACUCGACUGAAGAAGGCUUUGAGAUUCCUGCCGAGGGCGAGGAGGGCGUGGCAGAUGACCUCGAGACGUUUUAG
Messenger RNA from Penicillium riverlandense, 687 nucleotides. RefSeq names its product microtubule-binding protein BIM1 (gene eb1). NCBI's taxonomy places the organism in Eukaryota, Fungi, Ascomycota, Eurotiomycetes, Eurotiales, Aspergillaceae. The record is from RefSeq and is a predicted model, not a curated record. The transcript has a single exon. The coding region runs from base 1 to 687 and encodes 228 amino acids. Gene Ontology annotation, biological process: spindle assembly; regulation of microtubule polymerization or depolymerization; protein localization to microtubule plus-end. Gene Ontology annotation, cellular component: cytoplasmic microtubule; microtubule organizing center; microtubule plus-end. Gene Ontology annotation, molecular function: microtubule plus-end binding.